Molecule: messenger RNA, 1392 nt
Organism: Fusarium proliferatum ET1
Lineage: Eukaryota; Fungi; Ascomycota; Sordariomycetes; Hypocreales; Nectriaceae
Exons: 1
Coding region: 1-1392 (463 amino acids)
Source: RefSeq, a predicted model, not a curated record
AUGAGAGUCACAACCGAAAUCGACAGCGCCGGCCAGGUCAAGCAACCAUUACCGCAUGCACCGCAUGAUAUUCAGGUGACUCCUGGAAGCAAGCUCCGCAUUGACAUAAUCUGGAAUAAUGAGGAUGACGUUGAAGAUGUUAAUCAGGCGCUGUUCGAGUCUAUCACUCCCUUCGAGACACAUCUUGGCGCAUUCUUCACUUCUAUGGUUCCGAAAUCCUCUGAAAUGGUUUCGAGAGUUGGCAACAUUUACAUGUACUUCCGGAAGGGUUCACUGGAAGACUGUGAGGAGCAUGACAAGAAACUUGACGGCUACGCACUGAUAUUCGCUGCACGAGGUUCCGGUCGUCUUGGCUAUACAUUCCCAUCCGACGUUUGUCUUGAUGAGGUUUUAAGCUUUCUCUACGAUCUAAUCUGCGUCCGUCGAGGCAAUGCCACGAAUGGUGCUGCCAGCAUCCUGAAUUUAGCAUCAAGAAUCAAGUCAGACGCUGCAGACCGGCCGCAACACAAGCCUGGAGGCGCAGCCAUCCAACUCAUCUUCAAGUGGUACAGGGCUUCGGGGUGCCGAGCUUUGGAGAACGAAAGGAAAACGGAGAACCCAACAAGGUUACCCUUCAAUAUUUACAUCAUGUGUAAUGAGAAAAGGGCAGUACCUGGUCUAUAUGUCCAACCCAAAACUCCACUAUCCUUGAAAGGCAAAUACGAAAUUGGAGAGACGCACGAUCUGGAGCGAUCCGGUACUGAAACUCCUGUCAAACAAAAGGAGGAUCAUACAGCGGAUGACUUGAGUUUGCACAAAUGUGAACACGUCAGAGCCGCCACGUGUCGGAACCUGACAUCCAUUGCGUUGGAAAACGUGAAAGAUCUCCCCGGCUAUAGUAUCGCUCAACACACUACUACAUUACGAGUCUGUUACCUUUUAUUUCGUGCAAAGGAAUAUAAGGCUAUUAAUGACAAGACGCUGCCUGAGCCAUGUAUUAAAUGCAUCUCGGAGGCCUUUACGAGGAAACAACUCGAGGACGGACUGAAAUGGGCCAUUUCGGAAAUCGAAUCACUUCUGUCACUACCCCUGUCGCCUCAGUUUGAAAUCCAUGAUCGGAUGACAUGCUACCAAAAAGAACUAAACAUCCAGCCGUUUCCCUUUGAGAAGACAAAGGAAACGAUGUUUAAAUCACGUGGGCAGGUCAUUGCCGCUUUGCAAUUUAAGCGCCGUUUCGAAUUGGAGAAGCAGGAUUAUGGUGUUGUGCGUGAUGAUUCUAGGGCACAGGUUAUCUAUGCUGUUGCUUGCCUGUUGGUGUCGAAUCACAGUCCCCCAAAGAACCUACAGCAGGAUGACCUCGACAAGAUUUUUGAUCAAUUCAUAAGGUGGUUAGACCAUAAGAACACUAGUUGA